Messenger RNA from Chelmon rostratus (copperband butterflyfish), 2310 nucleotides. It is a transcript of the gene lrrc75ba, whose product is annotated as leucine rich repeat containing 75Ba. Lineage: Eukaryota; Metazoa; Chordata; Actinopteri; Chaetodontiformes; Chaetodontidae. The record is from RefSeq and is a predicted model, not a curated record. Bases 29 to 1159 code for a protein of 376 amino acids. The transcript is spliced from 4 exons.
ACGGACGCAUCUGUAGACAAAUAAUACCAUGGGCUCCAGACUGAGCAGGCAGAGCAGCCUGGACAAUGAGAAUUUCUCCAAAAAGCGACGCAAGCUGGUAGACAGCAGCGGGGAGAGCGACAGGGGCAGUCGGGGCGGCGGAGACUUUCUGUUCGCGCUGAUGCUGAAAUCAGACAAACUGCCAGGGAUGCUGCGCAGGACCAACCACAGCCCGUACAUGAGGCGGGUGGCGUGGAUCAAAGAGAUCCAGAAGCUGCUCCGCGACCGCAGGAUCGAGCAGGCGACCGACGUGCUCAAAUUACUGAGGAAGGAUCUCGGUUUGGAAGGCACCUCGCUCAACGACAUCUUGUACAAAAACGCAGCCUUCCUGAACCUGGUGGACCCGAUCUCACACGAGCUGCUGCUCAGCCUGGCUCGAGAGAUGCAGUGUCCCAAGAAGGAUGCAGACACCAUAAAGUCUUCAGAUAAGAUUUGCAGACAGCUGAUCUACCACCUGACCCCGCACUCCAAGUGGCUGAGGCAGAGCAUGUCCAGACGGAAAUCCCAGGCCUGUCUGAAGACGACCCUGCAGAAGAAGCUGUCCAGCGACUCGGUCGACCUGUCCGGCAUCCCUCUGUCCACGCGCGACGUCCGAGAGGUCGCUUUCUACCUCCAAAACAACAGAGACAGCGUGGUGGCCGUAGACAUCAGCUUCACCGAACUCCAGGACGAGAACCUGAGGAUCCUCCUGCCUCUCCUGGCCUCGCUGCCCAAGCUCAGCACCCUGGCUCUCAACGGUAACCGCCUCACCCUGGCUAUUCUCAAAGACCUCACCGAGAUGCUCAAAGACCCCAAGAUGUUCUCCAGCCUGGCCUGGAUCGACCUGGGCAACAACGUGGAUAUUUUCACCAUGCCUCAGCCGCUGCUCGUCGCUUUGCGUCGGCGCUGCAGCCUGAAGAGCAGUUUACCCACCAUCUACGAGUACACGGAGGGCCAGCCCUACUGCUACCACCUGGAGACCUCCAUCGAGGAGCCCAGCCACUACGAGGAGGAAGAGGAGGACGAGGACGAGGCGGAGGACGACGAGGAAGAGGUGGGGAACAAAUUCGAGCUGGAGCCGUGGGCUCUGGGGGAGAAGCAGCUGUCCAAAGACUUCACCCUGCACUACUGCGAGAGGUGAUGGGGCCUUUUCUCGCCGAGGCUCUUUCAGCUGUGGUUGAAACGUCGUCCCACAGCACUCCGUUACUUCCUUCGCCCUUUCGCCCUCAUGCCACGAGCCUGGUCACCCUUCGAGGCUCGGGGGAGACCGAUGCCCACAUUGUGAACUUCUCGUCCCGACACGGCUACCAAGCUAUUCCUAACCAUCUCUGAGUUAACCCACACAAGAUGACAGCGAGGCGACGCGGCGGUGGACUUACUGUGUUGGUGGAUGGUGCUCUUGGGAACAAGGUGCGGUUUCAUUGGAGGGGGGCUGGAAGAGUUAAUGAACUGGUGCUCGCUCGCUCUCUCUCUCGCUCUCUCUCUCUCGCUCUCUCUCUCUCUCUCUGAUAGUGGCAGCUGAAGAGCCAAUCCCAAGGAGAUUCAGAUCAGUUGGUUGGAUGGAGGAGCAGCAUCCCGGCGGUAGCUGAAGAGGAACUGGAGUUCGUUUGGAAACAGGGGGUCCCUGUGGGUUCUCUACCAGGACUGAGACUAUCUCUGGCAGGCAGGGCCUAGCUCCACAUUGUGUGUUCUCUGUUAAUCUCUCAACAAAAGCUAUGACACAAGUUCAACAGACUAUACAGCCGACGACCCGUCACGUGACGCCGGCAAAACUGCUAGGUCAAGACUUUUUGCGUUUUCCCCCCCUUUCCAAAUGUCCACUUGUGAAUACCCACGCAGCCCUUGUGUAGAUGUAAAUGAGGACACAAAACAUGGCUCUGUUGUGUUUCCACGGGCUAUUUUUGUGCACUUUUGGUGAACAAAGCAAUCUUAGAAGACAACAGGUAGGACUCAACAAUGGAGAGCUGUCACUGAUUGUUUUGUACUUGUCUAAAUGCUGGUAUUCACCUCUUUGUAAUGACUGAGCUGUUGUAGUCAUCACCACAGCAUUUCACUGCAGUCUGAGCAGCGUCCUCCUGCCGUGUGUCUCCACACAUGUGUUGUCUUUCCACUCACUGUGUUUGCUAUGAGACACAGCCAUGACUGUUAUCUCUGUCUGCUGUAGCAUAUGAUGAUGAUGAUGAUGAUGAAGACGUUAGACUGACACUGCAGUGCACUUUAAAGGGAUUAUUUGUUGUAAUGUUUCAGUUUCUCUGCAGCUCUGUGUGUUUAUUUACAGAUCUGAAGCUGAAC